AAAGUGAAACUUAAGUGCUGUUGAGCUGAUAUUUGUUUCUCUUUCUGACAGUACAUGCAGUGAAAUGGCAGAAACCAGUUUUUCCCAGGACCAGUUCAGCUGUCCGGUGUGUCUGGAUCUCCUGAAGAAUCCAGUGACCAUUCCCUGUGGACACAGUUUCUGUAUGAGCUGUAUUACAGAGUGCUGGGAUCAGGAGGAUCUGAUGGGCGUCUACAGCUGUCCUCAAUGCAGGCAGACCUUCACUCCAAGACCUGCUUUAAAUAAAAACACUAUGCUGGCUGAAGUGGUGGAGCAACUGACUAAGACUAAACUUCAGGCUUCUGUUCCUGCUGGACCUGAAGAUGUGGAGUGUGACGUCUGUACUGUGAGAAAACACAAAGCCAUCAAGUCCUGUCUGGUGUGCCUGAACUCUUACUGUCAAAAUCACCUCCAACAACAUGAGAAUCUCUUUAAAGGUAAGAGACACAAUCUGACAGAAGCCAUUGGACGACUUCAGGAGAUGAUAUGCCCGAAACAUAAUAAACAACUGGAGAUCUACUGUCAUACUGACCAGCAGUGCAUUUGUUAUCUGUGCACGAUGGAUAAUCACAAAAACCAUGAUACUGUAGCAGCUGUAGCAGAGAGGACAAAGAAACAGGUGGUUUUGGAAGAGAGAAAGAGAAAAUUCCAGCAGAGAAUCCAGCAAAGAAAGAAAGAUCUUGAGCAGCUAAGAAAGGCUGUAGAGUCUCAUAAGCGCUCUGCACAGACAGCAGUGGAGGACAGUGAGAGGAUCUUUACUGAGCUCAUCCUCUCCAUUGAGAGAAGCCGCUCUGAGUUGAAACAGCGGAUCAGAGAACGGGAAAAGGCUGCAGUGAGUCGAGCUGAAGGACUCAUAUAUCGACUGGAGCAGGAGAUUGAUGAUCUGAUGAGGAUAGGCGCUGAACUGGAGCAGAUUUCACAAACAGAUGAUCACAUACAUUUCCUCCAGACCUUCCAAUCUCUUGCUAUAUCCCCUGAAUCUACAGAUAUUCCUGAUGUCACUGUGAGCUCUCUCCUCUCUUUUGAUGAUGUAAGAAAGUCUAUCUCUCAACUGAAAGAAAAACUAGAGGAUUUCUGUAGAGAUGAAAUUGACAAGAUUUCUGGCAAAGCAACAUACAUUGAAAUUAUCCCCACCAAUGAACCAAAGAUCAGAGAGGAGUUUCUACAAUAUUCCAGUGGGUUCACUAUGGAUCCAAACACAGUGAAUAAACACCUCCGUCUGUCUGAGAGGAACAGAGCAGUUACCUUCACUGACGGAGUCCAGCAGUAUCCUGAUCAUCCAGACAGAUUUGAUAGUUUGUUGCAUAUGUUGUGUAGAGAGAGUGUGUGUGGACGCUGUUACUGGGAGACUGAGUGGAGCGGGAGUCUUGGUGUGGGUAUAUCAGUGUCAUAUAAAAACAUAAGUAGGAAGGGACGGGGAAAUGAGUGUUUAUUUGGAUAUAAUGAUCAAUCCUGGAGACUGUCUUGUUCUCCUUCUAGUUACUCAUUCUGGAACAAUGGCAGUUGUUCUGAUUUCCCUGAACUCUUCAGCUGCAGGAGAAUAGGAGUGUAUGUGGAUCACAGAGCAGGGACUAUGUCCUUCUACAGCGUCUCUGACACAAUGAGCCUCAUCCACAGAUUCAAGACCACAUUUACUCAGCCUCUCUAUCCUGGGUUUGCAGUUCAUCGUGGAUCAGCAGUGAAACUGUGUGACCUAACCAGUGUUGGGGAGUAACUACUCACAUGCAACGGAGUUAAGUCAUUCAAUUACAAAAUAAAUGUAACUUUAAUUAGUUACAGUUACUGCUAUUUAUUAUUAUUAUUAUUAUUAUUAUUAUUAUUAUUAUUAUUAUUAUUAUAGUUUACUUAUGAAAAUGUUGAAGAUUACAAAGGGGCUUUAAAUCUGAAAAUUUUCACACACAUACAGACUUAAUUGAAUAUUUUUAAUAAAUUGCACUGACUGCUCUAAAAUAUGAGACACUAAUGUUCCAGGAGUUUAAGACACAGAACGGGACAUGUUUAUAUGAUAACUGUUUUAUUUCCUGCUUGGGUUUAUGUAUAUGUUUUUUUUUAAGAUUAACUGUUAGAUGCCUGUGUUUCAUGUCAUAUCUUUGCAAAUAUUUUAUUUUUAAAACAGUAGCAUAGCUAUUAAACUAUUUAUUGUGAUUUUAAAUCUGUAUUAAAGCUCAGAAUGACCUCAAAUUAAAAAGUGGUGUUAAAGUCUGAUUUCAUGGAGGCUGUGCUUUAAAAUUAAAUUAUUAUAAUCUUAAUUAAAGAAUAAGGGAUUCUGAAAGUCUGACAAUAAUCAGUGUUGAGUUCUGCAUGGUUAACCCAAACUGCUUUAACCUGUUAACUGUCACUCACAUUUUUGAA
Carassius auratus (goldfish) is the source of this 2370-nucleotide messenger RNA. RefSeq names its product tripartite motif-containing protein 16. Bases 65 to 1732 code for a protein of 555 amino acids. The record is from RefSeq and is a predicted model, not a curated record. Gene Ontology annotation, molecular function: protein binding; zinc ion binding. The transcript is spliced from 6 exons. NCBI's taxonomy places the organism in Eukaryota, Metazoa, Chordata, Actinopteri, Cypriniformes, Cyprinidae.